AUAGUAGACAUAUAAAUUUGGCAGACAAAAGAAAAAUAUUUAGAAGUGCACUACAAACAGUUGGAGCAGCAGGUGGAACGGCCAAAAAUUCGGUUGACAAUGAAAUUUUGCAUUUUUAUAACGUUUCUUAUUCUACAAAUUGCCUAUGGAGGAUAUCCAUCCAACUUUCCCAAAUGCAAACACGGCGAUGAGCCCUGCUUCAUAAAAGGCGCAGCUGAUAUUCUAAAGAAUCACAUCAGUGGUGUUGCAGAUGUCAAUUUGCUGCCAAUCGAUCCAUUUUCCCUGAAAACGUUAAAUGUGGCCAGAAAUCCCGCAAGUCCUGUGAAUGUGGAUAUCAAACUGAAGGAUGUAAUUGUAGAAGGUUUCAAGGACAUCAAAUUAGAAAAGUUCCAGGGCUUAAAGGAAGAUUUAAGUGGUCGCAAUGUUAUAGCGGGCUCCCUGGACUCCUUAACAAUCAAGGGCAAAUAUAUGCUUGAUGGCAAUGUACUGGUGUUGCCGAUUAAGGGCGAUGGAAAUUCUGAAAUUAAAUGCAAAAAUAUAAAAUUCGACUUUUCAUGGGAUUUCAAAAAAGUCGAAAAGGAUGGAAAAAUCUACGCCGCCUUAGAGCAUGUCAAGUUGCAAUUUGAACCCGACAAUGUACACUUUUUCUUUGACCACUUAUUCGAUGGUGAUGCAGCAUUGCAGGCGUCAACAAAUGAUUUCUUAAAUGCCAAUUGGAGUGAGAUAUUCCAUGAAAUUCAGCCGGGUCUCAGCAAAGCUCUGGGUUUGGUUUUUAAGUCAUAUAUUGGUAAAUUCUUUGCACACCAACCUUAUGCUGAAUAUUUCCAAUGAAUUUAUGAAAAAUAAAUUUUAUAAAAAUA
This is a messenger RNA of Musca domestica (house fly), 860 nucleotides long. Its product is annotated as circadian clock-controlled protein daywake-like. The transcript has 4 exons. Bases 100 to 831 code for a protein of 243 amino acids. NCBI's taxonomy places the organism in Eukaryota, Metazoa, Arthropoda, Insecta, Diptera, Muscidae. The record is from RefSeq and is a predicted model, not a curated record.